Molecule: messenger RNA, 790 nt
Organism: Octopus sinensis (East Asian common octopus)
Lineage: Eukaryota; Metazoa; Mollusca; Cephalopoda; Octopoda; Octopodidae
Exons: 3
Coding region: 58-651 (197 amino acids)
Source: RefSeq, a predicted model, not a curated record
ACUUCCAGCGGUGUACUAGAUUUGGAAAUCGCAGCUUUUAGCUGUGCCAUACUAUGUAUGACGUCAAUUCUGAUAGGCCUCACAGCCGGGGCGGUGAGCGAGUGCCUGCCUAGUCACGAAAGUUUUGUGGUGGCGGCCACGGCGCCACUAAUUGCCGCCAUGAUGUUAACAAGUGCCAUAGGAUUAUUCCAUGGCAAGUGCCAUCUGCUGCAGCGCCUCGAACUUCUUCCAGGUGAGUCGGUUCCAUUCAAGAAACUCUUCCAAGAAUCGCGCACCUACAGUCACGGAUGGUCUUUCGUCCUCGCCUGGAUAUGUGUCGUUCUCUGCCUUGUCAACUCCUUCGUCUGGCUAAACAAGGGACAAAAUAGCGGUUACCUCCCUUACCGAGGUGGUUUCGGUUACGGAGCCGAUAAGUACCAAUAUACACCGCCUUUAGUACCAAAGUCGGUGAUAAAACGACGCGAAAGUAUUCAUCGAUUCCUCUCCAGGGAGACCAUCGCCUCGUUGUUGUAUCGAACGAAAUCUGUGUCCGACCAAAGAAAAGAUCAUUCCAACAGCAGCAUAAACACAGACGACAAACGGUUUUAUCCUGAAAGUUAUGCCAUGUCAGAUGACAGAGCUCUUAUCAGCAGCUCCUCCUGUGACCUUUAGAAUGCAUUGGAAUCAAUCGUCGUUAUCUUCUUGUUCUCUAUUAUUCCUUUGUUUGUUGGGUUGAAGCUCUAAACUUUCAGCUCGAAAAGCAACAACACAAACAAGCAAAAACAACAGAAGUUACUGGAAGGUUUUGCUG